This is a messenger RNA of Anopheles moucheti, 1839 nucleotides long. RefSeq names its product G protein-activated inward rectifier potassium channel 3-like. Gene Ontology annotation, biological process: regulation of monoatomic ion transmembrane transport; potassium ion import across plasma membrane. Gene Ontology annotation, cellular component: plasma membrane. Gene Ontology annotation, molecular function: inward rectifier potassium channel activity. Bases 28 to 1545 code for a protein of 505 amino acids. The record is from RefSeq and is a predicted model, not a curated record. The transcript has 6 exons. NCBI's taxonomy places the organism in Eukaryota, Metazoa, Arthropoda, Insecta, Diptera, Culicidae.
CGGGAAUCGAGGACUUUGGGGUAAAGGAUGGCAUCCGAUCGACAGGCGGUGGAAGAGAAGAAGCCACUCAAUCGGAUCUUUAUGCGACCGGGCGUGAUAGAGGAGGAACCGGACUCCCUUGACAGUGUGAUCAGUAAUCUUCCGCUGACCGUUGUACCGAGCUUGGCCCGCAUUUCUACGCACGGAAGCGCCUUCAGUCGGCAGGAAAGCGUAAGGAGCCGAGCGUUACGACCGGGAACUACUCGAAAGUACAGGAGACGGGCAAUAUUGAAGAAUGGCGACUGCAACAUUGUCCUCUCGAAGGUAUCCCGGCAGAGGUUGCGCUUUCUGCAAGACAUUUUUACCACACUGGUGGACGCUCAGUGGCGCUGGACGUUACUGGUAUUUGCUUUCAGCUUCAUCGGAUCAUGGUUGUUUUUCGGUGCAAUCUGGUGGUUGAUUGCGUUCACACAUGGUGAUCUGGAGGAGAUGCAUCUACCGAAGAACCAAGAGGAAACUGGCUGGAAGCCUUGUGUGUUCAACAUCGAGUCGUAUACGUCCGCCUUCCUGUUUUCGAUCGAAACACAAACCACCAUCGGGUAUGGCUACCGGACAACUACGGAGGAGUGUCCAGAGGCGAUCUUCAUCAUGUGCUUCCAGUCGAUCUACGGCGUUAUGAUGCAAGCGUUCAUGGUUGGUUUUGUGUUCGCGAAGAUGACUCGUCCAAAGCAUCGAACGCAGACGCUACUGUUCUCGAAACAUGCCGUCAUCUGUCAGCGUGACGGUGAACUGAGCCUGAUGUUCCGGGUCGGCGAUAUGCGCAAGAGUCACAUCAUCGGGGCGAACAUAAGGGCCCAACUCAUACGUACCAAGUUGUCCCGUGAGGGCGAAGUGAUGGCACAGUAUCAGCACGAGCUAGAAGUAGGGGCAGACCAUUGUGGGUCGGAUCUGUUCUUCAUCUGGCCGCAAAUAGUGACGCACCGGAUCAAUACGGAAUCUCCAUUUUUCAACAUGUCCGCGUCGGAUUUGCUGCAGGAUCGGUUCGAGAUCGUCGUCAUCUUGGAGGGUACGGUAGAGUCGACGGGCCAAUCGACGCAGGCCCGUUCGAGCUACGUCAACACGGAGAUCCUGUGGGGCCACCGGUUUGAACCGAUCGUGUUUUAUAAUAAGGAAAAUCAGGUGUACGAAAUCAAUUACAGCAAGUUCAACGAGACGCACUCCGUCGAUACACCGCUCUGCUCGGCGCGCGAGCUGGCCGAGUUCUACAAGUACCAGGACGAUUAUCGCAACCCCACAGACACACUCGAAACCGGUUCUUCGAAAUCGAUGUUCGAAAGACGUUGGCACCAGCAUUACACCAACACAGUCCGUACACUAAGCUCGAUCUGUCUGGAAGACGAACGAUCGUCACUGGGCGUCCAGCCACGUUACCUGACAAUCCAGGGUGUUCCAAGACGGCCCCGGUCCUACCUGCAGCUGGAGAGCAAUCUGCGCAAUCUCUUCAAUCCGCCUUCCGUCACCAUUUCGCCCUCAUCGACCACCUCCAUCCGCAUGGACAGUCCGUAGCAUUGAUUCACACUGGCGCACUCAACUAGUCCCGACACAACCGACUAUUCGGCUUAGUUACCACUGGUUUGCUUUUAGUGUAGUUAGGUUAACCUUGCGCUAGGAUCCGUUUGUUUAAGGAUUGCAUCCUAUGAAUCUGACAUAACUUUCUGCUGCUAUUUAUGAUAAUCUUAGGCGCGUAACGAUAAUCCAGGCAUCUCACCCGCUGCAUUGUGAGCCAAUGUAUGAAACGUGAGAAUGAUGAAACAUUCCCUGUAUUAAACAAGAUGCACUACAAAUUAAGCUCAGUUGCAA